Molecule: messenger RNA, 221 nt
Organism: Zophobas morio
Lineage: Eukaryota; Metazoa; Arthropoda; Insecta; Coleoptera; Tenebrionidae
Product: cytochrome b-c1 complex subunit 9
Exons: 2
Coding region: 1-180 (59 amino acids)
Biological process (GO): mitochondrial electron transport, ubiquinol to cytochrome c
Source: RefSeq, a predicted model, not a curated record
AUGUCUCUUUCGGGUACGAUUUAUAAUUCAAUUUUCAAAAGAACCUCCACAUUUGCCUUGGCAUGUGUGGGAGCAACGUUUUUCUUUGAGAGGACGUUUGAUUUAGGUUCGGAAUAUCUGUUUGAUAAACUCAAUGAAGGGAAAUUAUGGAAACACAUUAAACACAACUAUGAACAGUAAUCUAUGUUAAUAUUUAUUUAAAUAAAGUAGUUAUUCAGUAA